Messenger RNA from Eruca vesicaria subsp. sativa (arugula), 1595 nucleotides. The record is from the annotation of a GenBank genome assembly. NCBI's taxonomy places the organism in Eukaryota, Viridiplantae, Streptophyta, Magnoliopsida, Brassicales, Brassicaceae.
ACAAGAAACGAAAGAAGUUAGGCGCUAAGGCUGAAUUCGAAACACUCUCCAAAUUACUCCGAUCACUACCGCCCACCGCUAUUUCUACUCCGACUAUUCUAAUUUAUAAUUAUUUUAUUUUAACAAAGCACAAAGACCAUUAUACCUUCCUCUUCUUCCCGCUGUUUCCCCUCUCCAUCUCUCUCUUCUCUUCUUCGUCGGACUAACCUAACCCAAGAUUCUCGCCGCGAGUAGGCUUUUUCGAAAAGUCACGUUCUCACUGCCCGGAGAUUCCCCUCACAUGGCCGCGACAUCAAAAUCCGGAGAAGAUCCGAGUCUCUCCUAUACUCACCAAUCUCCCUUCAGGUUCGACCUACUCCAAUCUCUCGAUCCACGUCACUCGUCCUCCUCGACUCCUUCUUCUACGAAUCGACCAUUCUCGGUCUCUCAGCCGCUUCAGAAUGCUCAAUCGCCUCAAAUUCAAGCUCACUGGGACGACUCCUACUCCCCAAUCACUCAGCAAUUCAAAAGUAGAAACAUGCCUGGGGAAACCAUAGAUAUAGCUAAAGUCAUUGUGAAACAAGAAUCUCCUCAAGAGAGUACUAUGUGUGGAAACAAGUCAAAAGUUACUAAACAAUCCAAAGCAGUUAAGCUAGCUCAACAACUUGGUGGACCUAAUGGAAGUAAUAACUGUCGUUAUGAUAGUUCUCUAGGGUUGUUGACAAAGAAAUUCGUCAACUUGAUCUUAGAAGCCGAGGAUGGCUCACUUGACCUUAACCAUUGUGCUGAUGUUUUGGAGGUGCAAAAAAGAAGGAUAUAUGAUAUUACAAAUGUACUUGAAGGAGUUGGAUUGAUAGAGAAAACUACAAAGAACCAUAUUCGCUGGAAGGGUGCUGACAAUUUGGGACAGUUAGAACUGGGAGAUCAGAUUUCUAGGCUUAAGUUAGAAGUAGAAAGUAUGCAAUCUGAAGAAAGCAGGUUGGAUGACCUUAUAAGGGAAAGACAAAAGGCGCUGAGAUCCUUGGAGGAAGAUGAAUGUAGUAGAAGGUACAUGUUUAUGACAGAGGAAGAUAUAACAAGCCUUCCACGCUUUCAGAACCAGACCCUCUUGGCGAUUAAAGCUCCUACAGCUAGUUACAUUGAAGUCCCAGAUCCUGAUGAGGUGAUGAGUUUCCCGCAAAGACAAUACCGGAUGGUGAUCAGGAGUAGGAUGGGACCGAUUGAUGUCUACCUUUUAAGCAAAUACAAAGGAGAUGACAGUAGGGAAACAAAUGAGUCCGAUCAAAAUGCGCCAUCUGGAGUGGACACUCCUUCCUUGAAAAUUGUAACUUCAGAUACUGAUUUAAAAACAGAUUACUGGUUCGAGUCAGAGGCAGAAGUGAGUCUUACAGAUUUAUGGAACACUUUUACUGAGAAUUAAGUUAUUGAAAACCUCAAAUUCCAACUUCUGGAGAAGUAUGAGUGAUAUAAAUCUACAUAUUACUUUUUACACUACGCCUUUGAGAUUGAAUCCCUUACUUUUGCUCUUAUUAUCUCUUUAUAAAAGAUGAAACAUUCUAAUGUUAGGAUAUAUCUGGAUAAUAAACCCACAAAAAUAUAUAAUAAUUAAUUUUGGC